This is a messenger RNA of Phlebotomus papatasi, 3337 nucleotides long. RefSeq lists its product as uncharacterized. NCBI's taxonomy places the organism in Eukaryota, Metazoa, Arthropoda, Insecta, Diptera, Psychodidae. The coding region runs from base 341 to 2401 and encodes 686 amino acids. The record is from RefSeq and is a predicted model, not a curated record. The transcript has 6 exons.
UGUCUGUUGCCGCAUAUAAAAGCUUCCAUCUCGUCAUCAGCGAAUCCACUCCUCCAGUGUGUCCAGUGUCGUGAAAGUUUGUGCUAAAAGUUCCCAGGGAAAAGUAUAGGGAAGGUCUGUGUGGAAGGUUUUUUUUUAAUCCUCCAGCAGCCAUUUGGGGUGCCCAACAAGUGUCUUUUCUGGUGACUGGAUUCUUCGCAUGCAAAGUUGCUACUUUUGGGGCGCUUUCCUAUUCUGCGAGAUUCACCAGAUCAAGCAGCAGCUCCUGCAGGGGCCAUUUUUUCAACACCCACAGAGACUAAUUGGAUUUCCGUGAUUUUCCUGUGAAUCUGGUGCAAUAAUGGGACGCCUGAAGGCUGUCCUCCUCGUUCUGCUUGUGCCCCUGAUCCAGGGACAGCAGGCACCACACUCCCCUUACUCCCUGCAGUCUGCUGUGGAUGCCCUUCAUCAUCGGGAGGCUCAGCUGGCCCUUAGGGAUUACCUGGAUGUGCCACGAAUUGACGAGGAGCCCGUAUAUUGGACAGAAGGAGAAAACGCCGCAUCACCACCCUAUCGUGGAAGUCGGCGUGAAUUGAACAAAAUGCUAGCAAACUAUCUGACUCGAGAAGAGGAGGAGGAGCGGGACGAAAGGAUGCCGUUGACGAGAAUCGAGCAACCAUAUUUCGAUGAAGACCUCCCAUACGAUUUGGCCAGGAAGCGAUCGAUAUUCCGCGAAAGAGAAGAUGAACUGCCAUAUCAAUCUGUGUUCCGGGAGCGUGAAAUGGAUGCGUACAGUGAUCCCACAUUCGCUCAAGACUUCCUGGAAGAAAUCGAGAGGGAGAACAAUGCCGAGCGAGAAGAGAAGUACAAGGAAGCUCUGAGAAGACUCUGGGAAAAGUACCAGCAGCAGGAGAAUGAUAUCGAGAGGGCAUUGUUUGAAGAAAGGGGUCCUGGUAGGGGCUACGAUGCCCGAAAAACGGCAAAUUUCCCAGCAAUGUACGCAGCUUCAGGUCCAGAGAAGCGAAGAACUUUCCCAGCUCUUCCCUGGCUACCAGCUUCCAGGAAGAAGCGUUUCCCCGUCACCAAAAGAUCUCCAGCUUCUCCGGAAGUCAGUGUGUCGGGAACUGAUGAGAAAGUUGUGAAGGAUUUGCAGGGAAUCUUUGGAGAGGGAGAUGGUGAAGCUAAAGCCAAACGUUCCAGUGAUACCAAGGAACAUUCUCAUGAUCACAGUGAUCACGAUAAUCACGAGGAUCACCAUGAAAACCAUCAAGAUCACAAUGAGGAAGUUGAUGAUGAUAAAAAGAAGAAACGAGCUGUUGAAGAGAAAAAGAAGACAAACCUAGAAGUUGUCAAGGACGAUCAAAUCAUUCCCGGAGAUUUAAUUGAUGAGACAAGGAAGAAAUCAAUCCAGUGGUCAAAGUAUUUCGGUAUUGACCGGAAGAAGAAGUCAGGAUUGAAUGACAAGUACAGGAGUAUGAUGAAGAAAUCCGAGGAAGAGUAUCCUCUGCAGCACUUCCAUCGUCAUGAUGGAGAAGAGCGGGAAAAGAAGCAAGUUAGCGAAGAGAAGUUAGAGAAUAUGGAUCAGAAACUGAAGAACAUCGAAGAUCUCAUAAUAGAUGAGACCAUCAAGUACACAGGAGCGCAUGAAGGCAUUUCUGAUCCUGCAGACAUCCAAAGACUUAAGGAUCAUGUCAUCUCAAGAUUAGCCACAGCUUACAGCCUCGAAAAGAUGCGUAAAGCUCUGGAACGUCUCAAGGAUUCAGUGGAAACUGAGCGACAUUUGAUGCAGAAUGAGAUUGAGCCAUCCAAGCCUCAGGUUCAGGACAAGGACAAGAGAGUCGCAGUGAAGAAGGAGAAAGUCGAGUUCGACAAUAAAGAUCAUAAGAUCGAGUCCGCUACUGAGAAAGUCACUCCGGAAGAUCCAGACAAUGACCUGGAGAAGGAGGAUGCGGACAAGAGGAAGAAGAAGCGUACGAAUAUCCAUCAUUUCGAACGGUACCCAGUUCGCGAGGUAGGGAAUGAUCUUGGGGAAUUUGAGGAGGAGCUAGGGGCUGGACAUUUUGAUCCAGUGAGUGAAACCUUGGGUCUGACUGGAGGGCGAUCUUUUGCUCAGUGUCCUCUCCUGGAUGCCAUCGAGAGACGGUGCCGAGGAGUUGAUCUUCUCAGCGGGGAUCUGCAGCAGGAACUUCUCCCAGUCUGUGAGAUCCAUCAGCUCUGUUAUAUAUGCGGCACUUCUGUGACAGCCUGCGACUUUCAGUACUUGGCUGAGGCUGACUCGGUGUGUGGCUCGAGUUCUGAAUGCCAAUCUGCAGCCAGGUCAGCCCUGAUGAUCCUCCGUGGAAACCCCGGGCCUCAGCUAGGCCCUCGUGAGUGUUCCAGAAACCCCUGUCUCAGUGCAGCCCUGCACGAGAUCCGCUACUAAGCAUCCUCCUGGGCUGAGUAUGUGUCAGAGUGAGAGAUUGAGGGUCCCAGCCAGACCUCAGCAUCCCCUCAAGAGCAGCUUCUUAACUUUACAGAGAUUAGUGGUAAUUUUUGGGAAUAUACACCAUUUUUCGGGCAUUUUAAUCACAAAUGGUAGAGAGAAGUAAAAUUGGGAAAGAGUCCUUCGCAUUUAAAAUUAAAAAAAUAUAUAUUUGCCGUGGGAGGAAAUAGAAUUGUUGUGGGUGGAAAUGGUGCGAAAGCUCUCGAUGGAAAAUGGCAUACAAUCAAUUUCCAUCGAGGGGGAAGAGAACAAAAAUCGAGGCUGAACAACAGAAAGAAUUUUUUGAUUUAUAUUAUUUUUUGGGAAAUAAAAUACGAUACGAGAUAUAUGUAAAAUUAGUGUGAAAUUUAUUCCUCUAAAAAAAAAGAUAAUUGUUGAUCAUAAAAAUCUACCAAGUGGAAAAAAACAAUCUAUAUUAUUAAAAUGAAAAAUAAACUUCUUGAUAAAUAUUUGAAACAAGAAUUAUAAGUAAGGAUUAAGAUUCAGAUGGAUUAAUGCAAAAAAAAAUAUUUUUGUGUGAGAAAUUUUUGAGAUUUGUCCUCUCAUUUACCUUUCUCUGUUUUCCCCGACAUAUUUUAAGCAUUGAAUGUGUCAAAGAAAUAUCAUGGAAAUGAAUUAAAAUUACAAGAAUACAUAUAUUCUCUGACAAUAAUAAAAAGGAAAAAAAAAUGGCAUUGUAAGAUGUUGAUAAAAUCUGUUACAGAAUGAUUAAGUUUCACCAUUUUGACAUUGUUAAAGACAUUUCCUUCGAUGAUAAACAAAAUCGUGAUCUUAUUGGACAGUCAAACUAACUAUUUACAAUGUGAAAUCCCAUUCAAUGUUUAUUGGUAAUGUCUCAAAGAAAUAAUUAUCCAUUAAAUUAUAAUGUACAUUAAA